AUGGAUCAAUGGGAGCGCGCCUCUCAAUUAUUAAUUUCAGCUGGUGUCGGUGUUAGUCGAACGAUUGGUGGUCUUCCACUUGAACAUCCGCUCGAUACAAUUCGCACACGAUGGCAAGCAAACCCAACGCAGUCUCGUAAUGCUCUUCAAGUAACCCGUGAAAUAUAUAUGUCAAAAGGUUUUCUCGGCUUCUACUCGGGUGCCAUUCCAAAUACGACUCGACGUGCUGUCAAACAAAUGUAUCGUUGGCCAAUGAUGCUUUUCUUUCCCAAUUUCUAUCGAGAUCAUGUUCUAUCUACUCGCAUUCAACAGAACUAUCCACGUUUACCAAAAAUUCUUACUGGUCUUUCCAUAGCGAAUUUCGAAAUUCUUGUUAUCAAUCCUCUUGAACGUCUCAAAGUCUGGCUUAUGACUAGUCCAACACGCCUUAGUCUCAUCGAAUUCUUUCGACAACGAGCAGAUAGUCGAGACAUCAUCCGAGAACUGUAUCGAGAAAUCUUCUUACUUUCACAACAAAAUGAUGCAUGUAAUGUAUGA
Rotaria sordida is the source of this 537-nucleotide messenger RNA. The record is from the annotation of a GenBank genome assembly. Lineage: Eukaryota; Metazoa; Rotifera; Eurotatoria; Philodinida; Philodinidae.